This is a messenger RNA of Pipistrellus nathusii (Nathusius's pipistrelle), 1722 nucleotides long. Lineage: Eukaryota; Metazoa; Chordata; Mammalia; Chiroptera; Vespertilionidae. The record is from the annotation of a GenBank genome assembly.
AUGGAAGAAGAACAAGACCUACCAGAGCAACCAGUUAAAAAAGCCAAGAUGCAGGAAUCGGGAGAGCAAACUUUAAGUCAAGUAAGCAACCCCGAAGUCAGUGAUCAGAAACCUGAAACUUCAAGCCUUGCUUCAAACCUUACCAUGUCAGAGGAAAUAAUGACAUGUACCGAUUACAUCCCUCGCUCAUCCAAUGAUUAUACCUCACAAAUGUAUUCUGCAAAACCUUAUGCACAUAUCCUCUCAGUUCCUGUUUCGGAAACUGCUUAUCCUGGGCAGACUCAGUACCAGACACUACAGCAGUCUCAACCGUAUGCUGUCUACCCUCAGGCAACCCAAACAUAUGGACUACCUCCUUUUGGUGCAUUGUGGCCAGGUAUGAAACCUGAAAGUGGUUUAAUUCAGACUCCAUCUCCAAGUCAACACAGUGUUCUUACCUGCACUACAGGGUUAACCACAAGCCAGCCAAGCCCAGCACAUUACUCUUACCCCAUUCAAGCUUCAAGCACAAAUGCCAGCCUGAUAUCCACUUCAUCUACAAUUGCCAAUAUUCCAGCAGCAGCAGUUUCCAGCAUCUCAAACCAGGACUAUCCCACCUAUACUAUCCUUGGUCAGAGUCAGUACCAGACCUGCUACCCCAGCUCCAGCUUUGGAGUCACAGGCCAAACUAACAAUGAUGCUGAGAGUUCCACAUUAGCAGCAACCACAUACCAGACGGAGAAGCCUAGCGUCAUGGUACCUGCGCCUGCAGCACAGAGACUUUCCUCUGGAGACCCUUCUACAAGCCCAUCUUUGUCCCAAACUACACCAAGUAAAGAUGCUGACGACCAGUCCAGGAAAAACAUGACUGGAAAGAACCGGGGCAAGAGGAAGGCUGAUGCUAGCUCUUCCCAGGACAGUGAAUUGGAACGGGUAUUUCUGUGGGACUUGGAUGAAACCAUCAUCAUCUUUCAUUCCCUUCUUACUGGAUCCUAUGCCCAGAAGUAUGGAAAGGAUCCAACAGUAGUGAUUGGCUCAGGUUUAACUAUGGAAGAAAUGAUUUUUGAAGUGGCUGAUACACACCUAUUUUUCAAUGACUUGGAGGAGUGUGACCAGGUGCAUGUGGAAGAUGUGGCUUCUGAUGACAAUGGCCAAGACUUAAGCAACUAUAGUUUCUCAACAGAUGGCUUCAGUGGCUCAGGAGGCAGUGGCAGCCAUGGUUCCUCUGUCGGUGUACAGGGAGGUGUGGACUGGAUGAGAAAACUGGCUUUUCGUUACCGAAAAGUGAGAGAAAUCUAUGAUAAGCAUAAAAGCAACGUGGGAGGCCUUCUAAGUCCCCAGAGAAAGGAAGCACUGCAGAGACUAAGAGCAGAAAUUGAAGUUUUAACAGAUUCCUGGUUAGGUACUGCAUUAAAGUCCUUACUUCUCAUCAAGUCCAGGAAGAAUUGUGUGAAUGUUCUGAUCACUACAACCCAGCUGGUUCCAGCUCUGGCCAAGGUUCUCCUAUAUGGGCUUGGAGAAAUAUUUCCUAUUGAAAACAUCUAUAGUGCUACCAAAAUUGGUAAAGAGAGCUGCUUUGAGAGAAUUGUGUCAAGGUUUGGAAAGAAAGUCACAUAUGUAGUGAUUGGAGAUGGACGAGAUGAAGAAAUUGCAGCCAAACAGCACAACAUGCCUUUCUGGAGGAUCACAAACCAUGGAGACCUAGUGUCCCUGCACCAGGCUUUGGAGCUUGAUUUCCUUUAA